AAGCAAGAAAAUAAUUAAGCAGCAAAAGCAGAGAUGUCUUAAAAAGGAAAGCACCCUCCACAGAGUAGGAGCAGCCGGAGCAAGCAGCUCAAGGGCCUGGUUGCAGAAUUUUCUGGGGUUUAAAUACCCUCUAGAGGUUUCCCAGUGCUGGCUUGGUAUACACCCUAUGUAAAUGAAGUAGUGGCCUGCAGUCAGUCUGAUUGGUGCAGAAAGUGACCAAUCAGAAGCUGAAGUGAAGUUAUAAAGUUAUACUCCUAUGCAAAUGAAGACUGGGCCCAACAGUAGAGCCCCGUAGCUGUACCGACAGGCCAGAGAUCUGAGUCAGUGUACGUUAUUCAUUCCUUGUGCACGCUUGGGUGUGUGGGUCAGACGCCCUGCCAGGGUCCGUCCUGCAGACCCCAGCUGCGUGACUGAUGAGUAACAGACUCCAGCUCCGGUAUUCAGUGAAAGAGUGGACCAGGAGGCCAGGCCGCUGACUGAAAGGGUUGUAUAGCAGCCGCGCCCUCAUCUGCCAGCCAAGCUCACAUUUAUUUAGUACAGAUUAAAUGACAAGGGUUUUGUCAGCGGCCAAAACUUUUGUCAGAAUGUUGAAAGCUGUUUUACUGUGGGUUAUAACCAGAGAGAAAUGAAAGACUGUAUGAGAAAAUGAAUAUUUAGUGCACUGUAAUUUUAAACGCUGGGGCCAGGUGCGGUGGCUCACGCCUGUAAUUCCAGUACUUUGGGAGGCCAAGGCAGGUGGAUCACCUGAGGUCAGGAGUUCCAGACCGGCCUGGCCAACUUGGUGAAACCCCCAUCUCUACUAAAAAAUACAAAAAUUAGCCGUGCCGGUGGCGCACACCUGUAGUCCCAGCUACUCGGGAGGCUGAGGCAGGAGAAUCACUUGAACCUGGGAGGUGGAGGUAAGAUUUCUGGUGUAUUGACUGUCGGGAGUCAUGUUGAGGGCUUCCUCGCCGACAGUGCCCGUGUGCUUUCAGCCUGGCUGGUGUGGAAUGUGAUGCUCCCGUUCUCUCAGGCCCUGGAGGUGUGCAGGGAGGGAAGGAGGAAUUGUCAGCAUUGACUGUAAAGGACAAGGUUCAGAUCUCAGCUCUGGCAUGUCCCAUGUGGCCCUGGUCUGGUCUCUUGACCUCUGUGAGCCUCUCUCACCUCCCCUGCUGUAAAAGGGGAGCUCCAGUUCAUGCCUGCAGCUGGGUUGGUGACUGAAUGAGCUUGGCUGGAAUAAAGAGGAGACGCUUGGGAAGAAGCUCUGCAGGGGGAGAGAGGAGGAGCCUUUGGCAUCGGGGAUUUGGGCAGGUGGAAGGCGGGAGCAAACCAAGCGUUGCAGGCCCAGCCCCGCCAGGUAUCUCUCCAGAAGGUAUGAGACGCAGAGGCCACUGUUUUCCCUCUAAGGACCCCUUGGCUUCCUCUGCUGUGAAAGGGAUGCAGGGACCUAGUUGAUGAGCUGUGGCUGUGUCCCGUGGAGGCCCAGGAUGUGUGACCCAGCCCCUGCAGGCAGCUGCUGAAGACAGAGUUGGGGUCCUUCUUCACGGAGUACCUGCAGAACCAGCUGCUGACCAAAGGCAUGGUGAUCCUUCGGGACAAGAUCCGCUUCUAUGAGGGACAGAAGCUGCUGGACUCGCUGGCAGAGACUUGGGACUUCUUCUUCAGUGAUGUGCUACCCAUGCUGCAGGCCAUCUUCUACCCGGUGCAGGGCAAGGAGCCGUCAGUACGCCAGCUGGCCCUGCUGCACUUCAGGAAUGCCAUCACCCUCAGCGUGAAGCUGGAGGACGCACUGGCCCGGGCCCACGCCCGCGUGCCCCCUGCCAUCGUGCAGAUGCUGCUGGUGCUGCAGGGGGUGCACGAGUCCAGGGGAGUGACCGAGGACUACCUGCGCCUGGAGACACUGGUCCAGAAGGUGGUAUCGCCAUACCUGGGCACCUAUGGCCUCCACUCCAGCGAGGGGCCCUUCACCCACUCCUGCAUCCUGGAAAAGCACCUGCUGCGCCGCUCCCGCUCAGGGGACGUGCUGGCCAAGAACCCGGUGGUGCGUUCCAAGAGCUACAACACACCGCUGCUGAACCCCGUGCAGGAGCACGAGGCAGAGGGCGCGGCGGCCGGCGGCACCAGCAUCCGCAGGCACUCGGUGUCCGAGAUGACGUCCUGCCCCGAGCCCCAGGGCUUCUCCGACCUGCCCGGCCAGGGCCCCGCCGGAGCCUGCAGGUCCUCCCCGGUGCCCCACUCAGGGCCUUGCCCCAGCAGACUGCACCCCACGACCCAGCCCCCCGAGCAGGGCCCGGAUCCCACCCGAAGCUCGCUGCCCGGCUCCAGCCCCGAGAACCUGGUAGACCAGAUCCUGGAGUCUGUAGACUCGGAUUCGGAAGGAAUUUUUAUUGACUUUGGCCGAGGCCGGGGGUCUGCCACGUCUGGCUUGGGGGGGCCUGGGGGCCGGCAGAGCGUCGUGUGAGGCCUCACGGCUGGCCUUGAGUUUUUACUGACAUGGCCCCGUGUGUGGGGCGUCCAUGUGGCGUGUGUGUGCGCGUGAGACUUUUUUACUCUAUCCCGCCCCUCCAGCGCUGUCAGCCUGGCCUUGGUGACUUUGUGUUCCUGUCUUUACUGGAAAUACCAUCAGCCUCCCUUGCGCGGCCCAGGUCUGUGUCAGGCACAUGAGUCACUGUUACCUGGGAACCCAGGUCCGGGAUGGGGUCAGCCCUCACUCCUGUGCUCCCCCUGCCCUGGCCCUCUGGUGUCCACACCCACCCAUGGAGACUGAAUUCAGUGGGCUCUACCCACGAGGGAACCUGGACCCCGGCGUGACCAGACUCCAGCACACCUGUCUUCUCCUGCCUAGGGUAACCAUGGGGAUGGAAAGGGGCGGAAUAAAACCUGUGACUCGCUA
Callithrix jacchus (white-tufted-ear marmoset) is the source of this 2872-nucleotide messenger RNA. The record is from RefSeq and is a predicted model, not a curated record. NCBI's taxonomy places the organism in Eukaryota, Metazoa, Chordata, Mammalia, Primates, Cebidae.